AAGCAGUAUGUGUGCGAACACACUGACUGUCACAGACGUUUCAAGCGACCCGAGCACCUCAAACGACACCAGCGCAUCCAUACUGCCGAACGUCCUUUUGAAUGUACUUACCCUGGUUGUGGACGUACGUUUGCUCGAUCAGAUAACCUAACUCAACAUAUCAAGACCCAUGAAAAA
This is a messenger RNA of Phycomyces blakesleeanus NRRL 1555(-), 177 nucleotides long. RefSeq names its product C2H2-type zinc finger transcription factor. Gene Ontology annotation, biological process: regulation of transcription by RNA polymerase II. Gene Ontology annotation, molecular function: DNA-binding transcription factor activity, RNA polymerase II-specific; RNA polymerase II cis-regulatory region sequence-specific DNA binding. The record is from RefSeq and is a predicted model, not a curated record. NCBI's taxonomy places the organism in Eukaryota, Fungi, Mucoromycota, Mucoromycetes, Mucorales, Phycomycetaceae. The transcript has a single exon. The annotation marks the transcript as partial.